UCGCAAAGCAUAUAGCGCUUAUCGUCAAGUCUUUAACUAUGAUGGCGUAUCCAGCUGCGCCUCAGUCCAUGCUCUCAGUCUGGCUCGAUCGACUCGAUCCGCGCAAUUGGGGGCGUGGUCGCUCAGCAAGUUUGAUCAAUCUCGUUCGCGCGUCGUUCGCGCUAGCCGUGCCUGCUCGUCCGGGAGUCUCUGGCCUUCGAUUCUCAGCUACGCUGGACGACAUCGUCCCUGCCUCCAGAAGCCCGCACCCCUCUCCUACGAACGCCCUUGAUCAGUCGGACUCACCUCGUCCCGCGGCGCCUGGUCCUCCGCUCGUGCUUUUGGCCACUGAGCCAGUUCCUGUGCCCGAAUUCGCGCCCGCGGCUGUCCAGGGGCAGGGAUCGCCUCCAGGCGGGAACUCACAGCCUCAGGCCUCGAACGUUAAUGACCCCAUGGUUCGCCUGUGGGAGGAUGCGGUCAAGGAAUAUCAGGAGAGCGCGGGUGUCAAUUUCUCUGUCGACCCUCUGCCCUUUUGUUCCGCGGCAGACAUUGACGAGUAUGUUCGUGGCCAAGAGGUGCAGUUUAAGGUCUUCCGCGAUGAUGGUCCGCAAUGGCUGCGCGAGCGCCUGCUGCCAGUUGCGACCGUGCUAGCAAACCUUUGCGAUGGCAUUGGAAACUCGCUCGCAUCCGCUUUUCCCCCGGGCCCAGUCAUUUUCUCGGCGAUUGGACUUCUACUCAAGGCGUCAACCGUCGCUCACAACGAGUUUGAAGCGGUCUGUGACGCGUUCGACGAGAUCAAGUCACGAAUCUCCCUCAUCAAUAGCGUGAUCGAAGGGCACACCCUCGUCCGGGAGGCCUCUGUUCAGCUCCUCGUCCAAGUCCUGAAAAUCUUUGGUGCUGUGUCGAAGAUGAGGAAGGCGGGUCGCUUUCGUGUGUGGCUGCAAGGUAUACAAAGCGCAAAGCCGUUAUCGGAGGCUUUGGCGAACUUGGGCAAGCUCGGAACGCGCCAGCACGAGAGGAUCGCCGCUGUGACACUCGAAGUAGUUACAGAACUCGCCUCGAGUCUAGCCUCGGGGCGUGACGAUCGGACUACAGUAUGCUUAUGCAUGGAGCGGGUAGCAAACCUUGCCCAUGAGAUACAAGCGAACGUAGAAGCGGGAAACGCCCAAGCUAUCGAGGAGAUCCACAAGAACAGGGAAAUUGUAAGACUGUCAAAGGAUGCUAUCGUUAGGGCUUCGAGCGAUAUUGUAGCCAUCAAAGAUACUGCGGCUAUUGACAAGAUCCUGGAAUGGCUCCAGUAUCGUGACUCAUCCGAGAAGUUGAGUAGAUUACUGAACGACCGCGUCCCCUCUACCGGAAUGUGGUUCCUCAAUGGUCGCGCAUUCGCUGAUUUCAAGAAGGGCACCGUAACGUCGCUAUUGCUACAUGGAACAGCUGGCUGCGGUAAAAGCACUAUGAUUGCCGCUGCUUUUCAAGAUCUCCAGCAUUAUUGCGGGUCCCACCGUAGGGAUGCUAUCGUGCUCGUCUAUUUCUUCGAUAUCACGAAUCGCGCAGAUCGACAAACAGCGGACUCGCUCAUCUCGUCAUUUCUCUGCCAACUGGCCUUGCGGAGCUCAGACACGGCUACUUUUCUGCUCGCGCACCGUCUCAAAGCAAUGAUGCGCGGGCACACGACUCUGGAAGAAAAGAAAGACCUACUUUCAGGGCUACUUCGCUCGCGACGCUCCCCAAUCUACGUUCUUGUCGAUGCGCUUGACGAAAGCGAUAUGACAAAGAUCCUCCCAAUUCUGCGAUGGUUGCAAAGCCACCAGGCAACUUCGCUCCUGAUAACGGCUCGUGCCCUUGACGGUCGAGCAGCCCUACGCGCCUCCGUAAUCCACAUGGAUGGCGUUCACGACGACGUGUCCAUAUUAAUUGACAACGCUAUGAGGAAGCCUGAUGGUUUACUCGCUGGAGUCGCGGAAUCUACGGGCCUGCGCCGCACUUUACGGCAUGGAGCUGGUGGGAACCUCAGAUGGGUGUCACUCAUCAUUGACGAGCUAGCACCUGUGGCCGAGAGUCCCUCAGACGUCAUCCUUCUUCUCAAGUACCUUCCGCAGUCCCUUGAAGACGUAUAUAUGCAGCGCCUAAACUCCAUCAAACCUCCCCUGCGACGCAAAGUGAAGAUCUUGCUCGCGUGGCUCAUCACUCGCGGGGCGCCCAUGAGUCUGACAGCCUUCGCGCAGCUGCAGGCCUUUAUAUAUCCUGCGGGAUGUGACAUGCCGAUCUACGACAGCUCACUAGUGCCGUCUAUGCAGUCCGCGGGAAGGGCGGUCGACUCAAUGUUUAUCACCGUAAACACUGGCAGCAAUCUCGUCUCCGUCGCACACGCGUCCGUGCAACAGUUCUUUCAGAAUUUACCACCAGCGUCGCCAUUUUACAUCAGGCAGGCUGAUCACGCACUCAUGGCUCGCAUGUGCCUUGCGUAUGUCGCUGCCUGCGCCAAGCUUGCCGAGCGAGAACAACCCGCCGUCACGCUUACUGAUGUGCUCAAAGGCAAGCUUCCGAGCCUUGGUAUCACAAUUGGGUCGCCAGCAUCGAGCGGGCAGGAGAUGACCACUAUCGCUCUCUCGAGCAAGACGUAAUUCACACAUUCGACGGACUGAGACGUCACCGACAAGUGGUGGAUUGUCUUACUGCCAAUACACGCCGCGCGUGCCUCCGAGGGAACGAACGCC
Molecule: messenger RNA, 2696 nt
Organism: Schizophyllum commune H4-8
Lineage: Eukaryota; Fungi; Basidiomycota; Agaricomycetes; Agaricales; Schizophyllaceae
Exons: 11
Coding region: 39-2603 (854 amino acids)
Source: RefSeq, a predicted model, not a curated record